AAGACGUCACAGGCGGGCUGGCUGGCUGCUAUCUGGCGGUGUGGUGUGUGCGGUCGGACUGUGGUUGUGUUUCAGCUCUCACCGUGUUGAUAACGACACACUUCGGGUGCUUUUCCUCGCGCUAGACAUGGGAAUUCAGCAGCCAUGGCUCUAAGACUAAAGGCCCUAACGCUGCUGGCCCUGCUCGGGCUGGCGGCCGUCGGUGACGCUGUACGUUGUAACUGCACAAACUGUGAUGGUGGAGAGUGUGAGACAGAUGGCGCCUGCGCCGUUUCAACGUUCAAAGAUAAGAUGGGGGUGGAAGGGCCCAUGCGGCACUGCAUCAACUCUGACCGAAUGGCUCCCCCCAUCUACUGUAAGAGUGCGGAAGGUCACCUCAACGUUCUCUGCUGCUAUGAAGAUUACUGCAACAGUGUUGACCUGAAAGCUCCAGCAACGACAAAGCCUGCGGACUGGUCGGCCUCGGGGAACUCCUGGGGGCCAGUGGAGCUGGUUGCUGUCAUAGCGGGGCCCGUGUUCCUCCUCUGUGUGCUGCUGAUGGUUGGGGUGUUCCUCUUCCAGUAUCAUCAGAGAGCCUACAGCCACAGACAGAGGCUGGAAGUGGAGGACCCCUCCUGUGACCACCUGUACUUGGCCAAGGACAAAACGCUGCAAGAUCUCAUCUAUGAUAUGUCCACCUCAGGAUCCGGUUCCGGGCUGCCCCUGUUUGUGCAGCGGACAGUGGCCAGAACUAUCGUGCUGCAGGAAAUAAUAGGAAAAGGGCGUUUUGGAGAGGUGUGGAGGGGGAAGUGGAGAGGAGGAGAUGUUGCAGUGAAGAUCUUCUCUUCCAGAGAGGAGCGCUCCUGGUUCAGAGAGGCUGAAAUCUACCAGACAAUCAUGCUUCGGCACGAAAACAUCCUGGGAUUCAUUGCAGCAGACAAUAAAGACAACGGCACAUGGACACAGCUGUGGCUGGUGUCGGACUAUCACGAGCAUGGCUCUCUUUUUGACUACUUGAACCGUUACUCUGUCACCAUCGAGGGCAUGAUCAAGCUGGCCCUUUCAGCUGCAAGCGGCCUGGCACACCUUCACAUGGAGAUCCUCGGCACUCAGGGUAAGCCAGGCAUUGCUCACCGGGACCUCAAGUCUAAAAAUAUCCUUGUUAAGAAGAACGGCACUUGUGCUAUAGCUGACCUCGGGCUGGCAGUUCGCCACGAGUCCAUCACAGACACAAUCGAUAUAGCACCGAACCAGCGCGUGGGCACUAAGAGGUAUAUGGCUCCAGAGGUCUUGGAUGAAACCAUCAACAUGAAACAUUUUGAUUCCUUUAAGUGUGCUGACAUUUAUGCGCUGGGCCUAGUGUACUGGGAGAUCGCACGCCGCUGCAACACAGGAGGUAUACAUGAGGACUACCAGCUACCCUACUAUGACCUGGUGCCCUCCGACCCGUCCAUAGAGGAGAUGAGGAAGGUGGUUUGUGACCAGAAACUGAGGCCCAACGUUCCCAACUGGUGGCAGAGCUACGAGUCGCUGCGUGUGAUGGGGAAGAUCAUGCGGGAGUGCUGGUACGCCAACGGAGCGGCCCGACUGACAGCUCUGCGCAUAAAGAAGACUCUGUCUCAGCUCAGUGUGGAGGAGGACGUCAAGAUGUGAGCGAGGAAUAAACGAGGCGCUAGAGACGCACAACCUGACCACACUCCCAUAGGAAACAAACACUACAGACAGACUGCAAAUGGAGAAAAAACAAGAAAACAACCCUGCCAGUUUUAAUGCCACACUCCUAAGUUGUGACAAGGCCUACCUCACCUUUUUAGCCAGAACUACUGAAAGUCGCCCGUCCCUCUCCUUUCCCCACUCGUGUGUCUCUUCCCUGCUCCCCUCGACCUUCUAACCCACAGGCCACACUACAACACUAUCACUGUUAAUAACAUCCACUCAUCCUCCUUUCAUUUACCCUGGCAGGAAUCACUGUACAGUGACUUUUUUUUGUUUGUUUUAUUUUUAUUUUUUACCUCUGAUCGGUUCAGCAGUCGACUGAAAGUUUUCCCAGAGGGGUUUCUGUUGUGGGUUUUUCAGAAAUAACACUUUGGUUGUUUUGCAAUAUCUUACCGUCGUCGUGUGAGGGAGAGAACAGGGGCUGAAGUACUGUUUCUAUUUAUGCAUUUGUGUGUAAAAUAUGACUGGACUGCAAGCAUGUGUCUAAGGCGGUGUCUUCUAAAAUACAACUUGGUUAAAAAAAAAUCUGUCCUUUUGAAAUUAAGCAUGAACAGCAUCAAAAUUUCUUCAUUUAACCCACUUGAAUAUGGUGAAAAAACAAAAUUACAGAUGAAUCCAGGUGUUUGCAUCUACUGUAUGAAAAGACAGUUUGUUUUUUUUAAUUCCAACUAAACUUUUUCCGUUUAAGGUUAGUUAACAUUAUUGAAAGUGUUUUAACUGGAAUAAUGAGGCAUUAGUUGAUGAUAAUGAUACGUUCCCCCAAGUUACAUGGAUGGAGUUUAAGACGCACCUUAAAAGCUCUGCUUCCUUGUGUGACAUCAUGAAACAACUAAGAGAAAUCAUGAACAGGACUGCUGUUCUCAAAAACUGUGUUUCAUCCUUAGGUAGAAUUUCUAGAUGUCUGAAAGUGGCCCUUUUAUCUGCUCCGACACUAGAAGGAAGCGAUCAGGUAACGGUUCAGGAAGGAGACAGUUCAGUUUCUCAGAAAUUUAAAGUUUAAAAUGUGUAAUUCAACCUCAGAACAAUAAUAAAAUAGCACGUAUAGAUGCUGGUUGAAGAUGAAAGCGUUUAAUUCUGUUCUCUGCUACCUGUACCAUGCUCAGAGGAAGAAGCCAUUGUUUCAGAAUAAAGGAGAAGAGCUACUAGCACUCAGGUACAAAGUCCCUCCUGCAGGGUUUACUGCAGGAGGGGCUGGUGCACUUAACGAAACAAAGUCUUCCAGACAGACAACCACCCUAUUAUACCUCCCAAUUAGAAACAGCCGUGUGUUUAGCAUUAGACAUCAGGAACCCCGUGAUUUCAGUCCCAUUUGUGAGAGAGAGUUUUAGUUCCAAAAGCAGGAAUGAACCAAAGUCUCAGCAACUGAGAAACCUAAAAAAAAACAGAAAUGUUUGAUGGUUAUUUUACCAAAUACUGAAGAAAUGUGUACAUUUCAUUAUUCAGUGUUGCUAAUAAGGUAUGAUUUUGCUAAUGCUAACUAACCUAAAUCAGAAAAACAAGGUUGUGUCUUCACACAGUGGACGUAAAUAUCUAGAUGAAGCUGUAGUUGCACUCCGCUGUAGCUUCCUGACGCCUGCAGGGUUUUCAGGAUGUGGUCCAGUCCUGGAUUUAGUUUGAAAAGAGGCAGGGAUUGUGGUUGGGAGGGUUUUACUGUUUUUAUUUAUUUGUU
Messenger RNA from Cyprinodon variegatus (sheepshead minnow), 3364 nucleotides. RefSeq names its product activin A receptor type IB (gene acvr1ba). The transcript is spliced from 9 exons. Gene Ontology annotation, cellular component: plasma membrane; activin receptor complex. Bases 145 to 1632 code for a protein of 495 amino acids. Gene Ontology annotation, molecular function: ATP binding; activin binding; activin receptor activity, type I. The record is from RefSeq and is a predicted model, not a curated record. Lineage: Eukaryota; Metazoa; Chordata; Actinopteri; Cyprinodontiformes; Cyprinodontidae. Gene Ontology annotation, biological process: cellular response to growth factor stimulus; activin receptor signaling pathway; protein phosphorylation.